Messenger RNA from Microthlaspi erraticum, 1182 nucleotides. The record is from the annotation of a GenBank genome assembly. Lineage: Eukaryota; Viridiplantae; Streptophyta; Magnoliopsida; Brassicales; Brassicaceae.
AUGAGCAAUGGGCAAGGAGGUUACAACAAAGGAUACUAUAAUUACAAGUCCAACCCUGCCAUGUCAUACCGCAACACUGAUGUUGCUAACCCUCAGGACCAAGUAUAUCCUCAACAACAAGCAGCUCGAUCGAGUCAGGCUUUCCCCCACCAACCACCCCAGCCUGCACCUUCACAAGAGAAUGAGCUCAAGGCAAUGCUAAAGCAACUACUUCAAGGGCAAGCUGAUGGGGUAGUGGACACAAGCAAGAAGCUAGCUGAAAUAAACUCUAAGAUCGAGAACCUCAACACAAGGGUUUACUCUCUGGAGAAUCAUGCUUCUUCUGUUGCUGCUGCUACAAAGCAAGGACAACUACCUGAGAUUGUUGCUGCUGAGGCUCCUGGAGUCCAGAUUGAUCAACCAGAAGUGCAGGCACCUACUGUGGCCAUUCACACUUCACCAGUUGAGCUCGCACGACAAGCUCGAUCGGCAGCUCGAUCGAGUCCAACUCUAGCUCGAUCGAGUCCGACCUCUUCUGUCCGAAACCUGUUUUGCUUGAUCCUUACCAACCGGUUGCCGCUUCCUCGUCUCGCCUACUUAGUCAAGUUCAACCUGCUUACUUCACCCACUUUCCUACCAAAGGUCAAGGAUCAAGGGAAAUUCACUCUCCCUUGCACACUUGGGCAUCUUGAGAUUGACAAUGCCUUAGUGGAUUCUGGAGCAAGCAUCAAUCUGAUCUCUCUCUCCAUGGCAGAGAAGCUAGGCAUUGCUGGAGCCUUGCAGCGCCCUACUACUUCAAUCAUGUUUGGAGAUGCAACUUCUAAGUCUCCUCUUGGAGUGUUCAAGAACUAUCACUUGAAAAUUGGAGAAUGCAUCAUCCAAACUGAUCUCACUGUGAUGGAAAUGGAAGAAGAGAAGGAUCUACCUCUGUUAUUGGGAACCCCAUUCCUUAGUACAGUUGGCGCUUCAAUAGACUUUCACAAGCAAGAAGUGAUCCUUCACAAGGUUGUGAAGGAAAGGGUUGACAAAGAACCAAGAGUUGGGAAGGAUAAGGUUGAGAGAGGACCAAGGAUUGAGAAGCCACGUCUUGAGAGGGCUAGAGUUGAGAAACCACGAUCUGAUAGGCCAAGAGCUGAUAGACUUGUUCAAGCCCCUUGUGUGCUUGAUGAAGAAGCCUUCAAGCUUUGUUUGAUGAGCCACUAG